AUGGAAGAGUAUAAUCAGGAUGAGUUAAGUGAAGCAGAGACGACAAACAUACUUCAGGAGGAGGUUGUCAAGGCAGAACAUAUGAUGGAAAAGAUGUCAGGAGAGGGAUUUGAAAAACUAAUGAAGGAAAACGAGUUGGAUGCUAUGGUGACACUAGGUGCAGAUGCUGCCACAAUUCUGGCAAUUGAAGGCUAUCCAGCGCUUAGCGUUCCUGCUGGAUAUGACAACAAUGGACUGCCAUAUGGGCUUUGCUUUGGGCGAUUGGAGGGAUCGGAACCCAAGUUGAUUGAGAUUGCCUGUUCUUUGGAACAAGCCAUGAGGAUCGUAGACCUCCUCUUUCGUUUUCUUCUGAAUUGCACUAUCUAUAUUGUGAGUAAAGCAAUGGUUGGAGCAUGA
Messenger RNA from Syzygium oleosum, 396 nucleotides. RefSeq names its product probable amidase At4g34880. NCBI's taxonomy places the organism in Eukaryota, Viridiplantae, Streptophyta, Magnoliopsida, Myrtales, Myrtaceae. The transcript has a single exon. The record is from RefSeq and is a predicted model, not a curated record. The coding region runs from base 1 to 396 and encodes 131 amino acids.